Messenger RNA from Stomoxys calcitrans (stable fly), 534 nucleotides. RefSeq names its product keratin-associated protein 21-1-like. The transcript has a single exon. NCBI's taxonomy places the organism in Eukaryota, Metazoa, Arthropoda, Insecta, Diptera, Muscidae. The record is from RefSeq and is a predicted model, not a curated record. Bases 1 to 534 code for a protein of 177 amino acids.
AUGAAAGCCUACGUGUGUGUGAUUGCAUUGAUUGCCCUGCUGGCUCCCACUCAAGCCACAUUUGACAAGCUGGGUUUAUUGGCUGGAGGCUCACUGGGUUAUGGAAAUGUCUAUAACGGUGGCUAUGGCGGAGGAUAUGGCAUUGGUUAUGGUGGAGGAUAUGGUGGCGGCUAUGGAGGAUACAGAUACGGUAGCGGUUAUGGCGGCGGAUAUGGCAGUAACGUUAAAGUUGUCAAAGUCACUGUGGUUCCCAGCGGUGGCGGCUAUGGCGGUGGCUAUGGAGGUGGUUAUGGCGGUGGCUACGGUGGUGGCUACGGUGGUGGCUACGGUGGUAGCUACGGUGGUGGCUACGGUGUAACCCCCGUUGCCACUGUAGCUACUCCAGUCAUAACUGCCGUCUCAACACCUGUUGUUUCUGGAUAUGGAGGCUUCUAUGGCGCAGGCUCUUACGGAUACGGUUAUGGCAGCAAUGUUAUUCCUUCUUAUGGAGGUGGUGUAGGUUUAGGUUACGGAGCAGCUGCUGACUGCUUCUAA